UAACAGAGUCAUAAACCAAGGUCCAUGUGAUAAAGUGGUGAGGCGCCUACCAUGCUCCGUUAGUAUGUGCUAUAUGCAUGCAUGAUCACAUACACUUGGGAAAUUUAUAUUGCAUAUGCCAUGGAAUCAAUCAACUACGUCGCUAAACUCAAUGAGUUUGUGCAGAAAAGUGGCAUUGAGAUGAAAUACGAAGACAUGGGUUCCGAAGGUCCUGCUCAUAUUAAAACGUUUACUCAAAGGGUGAUAUCAAACGGCAAACCAUACCCAGAGGGCGUUGGAAAAAACAAGAAGGAGGCCCGGCAAAAUGCAGCCAAACACGCUUUAGAGAGCGUUUUAGGGACGGACUCAGACCACUCCCAUGUCUCGGGACGGUCCGUGAGGGACACUACAGAGCCAAUUAAUCCGUCAAAGCUCACCCAACCCAACUACACGUGCUGGCUCAAUGAGCACAGUCAGAAGAACCGGGUUCCCAUAAGGGCACUGGAGUCCACCGCGGUGGAACUGGGCCACGCUAAACCAUGUUGCAAGUUUGUGCUUGACGGUACGGAAUACCCGUCUGGCUCUGGGAGAACGAAGAAAGAAGCAAAGGAGGAAGCAGCCAGGCUUGUAUAUGAGGAGAUAUGUAGAAAUACACCAUCAAAUACCGUAGAUCACGUUAGCAGUGUUGAGCCAACGAGUCCUCAAACAAAUGAAUUGAAUCAAGACAUGUCAGAGGCCAUUGUUUCACUUGCAAACAUGGAGGUGAGCAUCGGAGAGCAUUCUGGCUUGAGUGAGCCUAAUUACAUAGGACUGCUCAACCAGCAUUGUCAGAAGAAUAUGUGCCAAGUGGUCUUUUCAUUGGUGAGAAGAUCUGGUUCUGCACACUGCCCUCAGUUUUUCUACAGGGUGGUUAUUGACGGUAAGGAGUUCCCUGAAGUCGAGGGGAAGACUCUAAAGGAGGCCAAAAAAAGGGCAGCAAAGGAGGCCUGGUCUGUGCUCCAAGAGUCGUCAGACUGGGACAGCAAGGCAUCUGGGAAGUCCGCCAAAUCAGAAGAGAAUGGCACAUCUAAUAAAGCAACAUCAGAAGUGGCUACCUCUUCAUCAGAUAAAUUGAUUCAGUUCAAAGAACCUUCCAAGGAAGAAAAAUUGUGUAGCAAGAAUAAAAUUAAACUUCCAGCAAAAAUCAACAUUGCCCAAAAAGAACCAACCAAUACACCAACAAGUCCAACUACUUCUUCUAGGUUCUUAAAAGAUUACGACCAUAUUGAGCCAAUUGGGGAUGGGGGCUUUGGUCAAGUUUACAAGGCCAGGGUGAAACUCUUGGAUAAGUAUUACGCGGUCAAGAUAGUGACCAAUAAAGAGAAAGCUUUGCGUGAGGCAGCGAUAUUAGCAGAUCUACAGCAUCCUAAUAUCGUUCGAUAUUACACCUCCUGGAUUGAGGAUUUGCACUACAAGCCUCCCAAAGGUGAACAUUCCAGCACUUCCCAGUCAAGCAGCGAUACGUCCGGGACUUUCCUGUACAUCCAAAUGGAGCUGUGUGAAAUGAAGGAUCUUGAGGCGUGGAUAAUUGAGAAGAACUCAUUGCAUCAGGAUCCCACUCGGGGGAAGGAGAGUUUAGACAUCAUGAAGAAGACGAUAUGUGGUGUGGAAUACAUCCACUCCAAGAAUCUAGUCCACAGAGACCUAAAGCCCUCCAACAUUAUGGUUGGAUCGAAGGGAGAGGUGAAGAUCGUGGAUUUUGGUCUGGUAACGGCGGAAAGGGACGAGGAAGGCAAUGUGAUGGAGAAAACGAUGCGCACGGGCACUAGGUCGUUUAUGGCCCCUGAACAAAGUAACAAAAACGUAUACGACCAAAAGGUGGAUAUAUUUGCGUCAGGCUUGGUAUAUUUCUUGAUGCUGUGGAAUAUCUCCCGUCAGGAAAGGAGGGAAAUGUUGUGCGGCAUCAAAAAACAAAUAUUUCCAGCAGAAUUUACAAAGUCAUUUCCUGAAGAGCAAGAUCUAAUUGCAUCGAUGCUACAUAAAAAUCCCAAAUCCCGACCCUCUGCUGAGAAGAUAAAGGCUAAGCUGGAGGGGUCGGAUAGUUCUACAGGGAGUCCUAGAACGAUCUGACCCAAGUGGACGGACGAGGGGAAGGAGGUGUUGGGACCAAUGACCAUCUAACAUUUUUAAUCGAUUUUUAACAUGCACUAUGUAACUUUGUCACUGCAGCCAUGACUUCUGUUGAGGAAGGUAUUCAUCGGAGCAGGAAAUCGGUGUUGUGUUUGGUUUGCGGUUGUUAAAUGGGCCUGCUGUAGCUCUACGUUAUAAGACACUUAUAUAUUUUUUUUCGACUUUUACGAUGUAA
Messenger RNA from Gadus macrocephalus (Pacific cod), 2323 nucleotides. RefSeq names its product interferon-induced, double-stranded RNA-activated protein kinase-like. Gene Ontology annotation, biological process: protein phosphorylation. The record is from RefSeq and is a predicted model, not a curated record. NCBI's taxonomy places the organism in Eukaryota, Metazoa, Chordata, Actinopteri, Gadiformes, Gadidae. Gene Ontology annotation, molecular function: double-stranded RNA binding; ATP binding; protein kinase activity. Bases 82 to 2088 code for a protein of 668 amino acids. The transcript is spliced from 18 exons.